CCACAAUGUGAACAGAUAUCUUCUCUAGCAACCACCAAAAAAGGUUUUAUUUUGAAAAAGGAAAAUACUUUUCCUUCUGAGGGCGAAAUUGGAAGGAAAGGAUCAAUCCCGAAGUCCCUCUGCUCAGUCCUCAAGUUUCCCACGGAAGCAUACGUGGGAGCGUGUUAGUAUCCUGCGGUGCAACCCGAAACGGCGGAAGGGAUCUGCCAUCGAUUUAAGCUGUGUUCCUCGUACUGUUCUGCAGAAAGACCGCAAGAUGGGUGACGGGCGAGAGUUAUCACAGCCACCGUAGCAAGACCCCAGCGCACAGAGAUCAGGUUUCACAGACAUAGGUUCAAUUCCAAUGGACCGCUACUACCGGAAACGGAAAUCCUUGAGCAGGCUGGCGAUUGGACAGGGAGCCGGAAGCGGAAGCUGAAAAUUGCGUUUGGUGGCUCCCGAUAUGGCUGAGGCGGUGAGUGUUGUGGCCGAAUCCCUUGCAGGAGAUAGGGCACGGGCGGCGCGCAAUGUGCUAGGUCAGGUGGUGCUCCCGGGUGAGGAACUGCUGCUGCCCGAGCAGGAGGACGCUGAAGGCCCAGGAAGUGCUGGAGAGCGACCGCUGCGCCUGAAUGCGGGGACGCGCUCCCGGGGGCGCGUUGUGUGCGGCCCGGGCUUGCGGCGCUAUGGCGACCGCCUGCUGGUCACCAAGUGCGGCCGCCUCCGUCACAAGGAGCCCGGCGGCGGCAGCGGCGGUGGCGUGUACUGGGUGGAUUCACAGCAAAAACGGUAUGUCCCAGUGAAAGGAGACCAUGUGAUCGGCAUAGUGACAGCUAAAUCUGGAGAUAUAUUCAAAGUUGAUGUUGGAGGGAGUGAGCCAGCAUCUUUGUCUUACUUGGCAUUUGAAGGUGCAACUAAAAGAAACAGACCAAAUGUGCAGGCUCCUGGCUCCAGACUGUGAAAUCCUACAGGAAGUGGGAAAACUCUACCCACUGGAGAUAGUAUUUGGAAUGAAUGGAAGAAUAUGGGUUAAGGCAAAAACCAUUCAGCAGACCUUAAUUUUAGCAAACAUUUUAGAAGCUUGUGAACACAUGACGGCAGAUCAAAGAAAACAGAUCUUCUCCAGAUUGGCAGAAUGUUAAUGGAAUUUUUUAUGGGUCAGUUGACCCAAGAGACCAUGGGUUUCCUGGGGAAAAGUUUUUCAGGGGAACCUCUCCCCAUUAAACAUUCAGAAGACAAAAUGUGAAUGUACAUAUUGUCUUAAUUAAAGUCCUAAAUAAAAUAUUUUUAUAAAAAUGUUACUAGUUGCCACCCAUGUUCUUGUGGGUGAGAAAAAUCAUUAUAAAAUAAUGGUGUUUUUUUUUUUCUUUACAAUAAAGUUUACUAAAAGUAUUAUGGUUUAUUUGGUGUUAACUCCUUUAGUUUUGCUAAAGUGCAGCUUUUAUAAUAAACGAAGUAAAGAUUAAAAAAUUAUUUUCUGAUAAUAGUAAAACAUGUUCACCAAAGAAAAUGUAGAAUACAUAAAGAAGCAAAUACACUAUAGACAUAGUGUAUGUAUUUUUCAAAUUGGAAUUAGGAUUCUACUUUAUAUACUACUUUGUAAUGUACUCUGUCCACUUCAAACAUUUAAUAUAUUUCUU
Messenger RNA from Zalophus californianus (California sea lion), 1616 nucleotides. It is a transcript of the gene EXOSC3, whose product is annotated as exosome component 3. The transcript has 3 exons. The record is from RefSeq and is a predicted model, not a curated record. Gene Ontology annotation, cellular component: nuclear exosome (RNase complex); cytoplasmic exosome (RNase complex). Gene Ontology annotation, molecular function: RNA binding. Bases 443 to 937 code for a protein of 164 amino acids. Lineage: Eukaryota; Metazoa; Chordata; Mammalia; Carnivora; Otariidae. Gene Ontology annotation, biological process: U4 snRNA 3'-end processing; nuclear polyadenylation-dependent rRNA catabolic process; poly(A)-dependent snoRNA 3'-end processing.